GCCGCUUUGCACCGAGAUCAUUGAUUUUCCUCAGCGUUCUCCUCGUCACGGACUGCGGGGGGACGUGCGGGGCGCCUGGUAUCUUCUGAGAGAACCUUCGGGUAGACUCAGCUACCAACCCUUCAGUUGGCAGCCAAACACAUGAACCACUUGACCACCCAGUGUCUUCUAAAGAGGAGUGUUCACAUCGUCAGUAUCGCCAACAAGAGGAACAAACCGGGGCACCCCCGAGACCAUGGAGCGUGGAGAUGGUCUAACUCAGCUGCUGCCUCACUGCCUGGUUCACAUCGGAGCUCCUGCACUCACCUGCUGUGGGCCCUUGGGCGUCGGGGCCUUGUCCCCUUCUCUCUGCCUCCCAUCACAUCCCUGGAGCCCCGUGACUCCCACGGACGGCCCGGUCUCGGCUGUGCACUGCAGCCCCGGCUGCCGGAGGGGCCACGCAAGACCAUGACGAAGACAGAUCCUGCCCCCAUGGUCCCACCGCCCCGAGCAGAGGAGGAAGAGGAGGAGGAGGAAGAGGAGGAGGAGGAGACCGCCCCGGAGGUCCCCAGCCCCACCCAGGAGCGCAGGCAGAAGCCGGUGGUGCACCCCUCGGCGCCAGCCCCGCUCCCCAAGGAUUAUGCCUUCACCUUCUUCGACCCCAAUGACCCGGCGUGCCAGGAGAUUCUGUUUGACCCCCAGACCACCAUCCCCGAGCUGUUCGCCAUUGUGCGCCAGUGGGUGCCCCAAGUGCAGCACAAGAUUGAUGUCAUUGGCAAUGAGAUUCUGCAUCGAGGCUGUCAUGUGAAUGACCGGGAUGGGCUAACGGACAUGACGCUGCUCCAUUAUGCCUGCAAGGCGGGGGCCCAUGGAGUUGGGGACCCCGCAGCGGCUGUGCGCCUGUCGCAGCAGCUGCUGGCGCUGGGGGCCGACGUGACCCUGCGCAGCCGCUGGACUAACAUGAACGCACUUCACUACGCGGCCUAUUUCGAUGUGCCGGACCUGGUGCGCGUGCUCCUCAAGGGGGCCAGGCCACGAGUGGUGAACUCCACGUGCACUGACUUCAACCACGGCUCAGCCUUGCACAUCGCAGCCUCCAACCUGUGCCUGGGCGCCGCCAAGUGUCUGCUGGAGCAUGGUGCCAACCCCGCACUUAGGAACCGGAAGGGACAGGUCCCGGCCGAGGUGGUCCCAGACCCGAUGGAUAUGUCCCUGGACAAGGCAGAAGCAGCGUUGGUGGCCAAGGAGCUGCGGACCCUGCUGGAGGAGGCGGUGCCACUGUCCUGUGCCCUCCCCAAGGUCACGCUGCCCAACUACGACAACGUCCCGGGCAACCUCAUGCUCAGUGCGCUGGGCCUGCGCCUGGGGGACCGCGUGUUGCUCGAUGGCCAGAAGAGGGGCACCCUGCGAUUCUGCGGGACCACGGAGUUCGCCAGCGGCCAGUGGGUGGGCGUGGAGCUGGAUGAACCUGAGGGCAAGAAUGAUGGCAGUGUUGGGGGUGUCCGGUACUUCAUCUGCCCCCCCAAGCAGGGUCUCUUUGCUUCCGUGUCCAAGAUCUCCAAAGCAGUGGACGCACUGCCCUCAUCCGUCACCUCCACGCCCCGGACUCCCCGGAUGGACUUCUCCCGAGUCACUGGCAAAGGCCGUAGGGAGCACAAAGGCAAGAAGAAGUCACCGUCAUCCCCUUCUCUGGGCAGCCUGCAGCAGCGAGAGGGAGCCAAGGCUGAGGUCGGGGACCAGGUCCUCGUUGCAGGCCAGAAGCAGGGCAUCGUGCGCUUCUACGGGAAGACAGACUUUGCCCCAGGUUACUGGUACGGCAUUGAGCUGGAACAGCCCACCGGCAAGCAUGACGGCUCUGUCUUCGGUGUCCGGUACUUCACCUGCCCCCCGAGGCAUGGGGUCUUUGCACCAGCGUCACGCAUUCAGAGGAUUGGUGGAUCCACUGACCCCCCCGGGGACAGUAUCAUAGCCAAAAAAGUGCAUCAAGUGACAAUGUCGCAACCCAAACGAACCUUCACAACAGUCCGUACCCCAAAGGACAUCACAUCAGAGAACUCCAUCUCCAGGUUGCUCUUCUGUUGCUGGUUCCCCUGGAUGCUGAGGGCGGAGAUGCAGUCUUAGAGGACUUGCUCACUCGACAGAGGGCCACGGAGCCCCCUUCUGGCAUCUCCUGAGACAAGGAGCCCCCCAGUCACCCUGAGAUAGAGAUUCCUACCCCCCAGUAACAUCCAGAAUAGAGACCCUCCCAUUAGCCAACCCUCAAUCAUGGAGGCCCCAUUAUUAACAGAGUCCCUCAUAUUAACUCCCCCUCCCAAAUACAGACCCCCAUGUCACCCAGAAAGAGAUUCCCCGAAUAUAGCACCUUCAAGGUAGUCCCCAUCCCUACCCCUUACAGCAGCCCCCCCACCUUUCCACGUAACAGAUUUUCAUGGUCCCCCAACUGGCAGUGACUCCCCCAUAAAACAAGGGCGCUUUCCUCCGACACUCAUCAUUGCGCCCGAAACCCUCCCAUUGACAAAGACCUCUCCAAGUCCCCUCGAAACAAAUGCAGGUCACACCUCCGGGGUAAUGGCCUUUGUGUCACUCUCCCCCAUUUAACCUAAGCAACUUGAGAUGUGACCCCAAGGUCACCCCAAGCCCUCAUAUCCUAACCUUUCAAUCAGAGACCCAUUAACGGUUCAGCCCCCCCACCCCCCACCAAAGAAGAGACUCAUAUUAACUCACCUACUGUCAACCCCAAUUUACAGACACCAAAACAGUCCUGCAAGUGCUAAUUACAGGACCCUCAAGUCUUCCUGUCCUCUGACCCCUCAAGAAAACCCCAGUGCCUUGUAAGAAGCCCACCCCACAUGGCCCACAGACCCUGUGCUGGCCAGGAAUCCAGAAAAGUCUAUUUUUAAACUAUUGACUUCCCCUCUUUGGGGGAAACCCCCAAAUUUGAAGGCCCCAUCUGGGCUUCUGGGGAUCCAGAACCCCAGAAAAUACAUGCCCCAAACUCCCUUGUGCUCCCAAGUCCUACAGUCCAAAGAAGACUCCAAGGCCCAGUUCCCCAAACCACUGAAUCCCCCAAUUCCCAGGGAAUCCCAAAUUUAAAAUUCUAAAUCCAAGACCCCCAUCAUGGAAGUCCUUGGGCUUAGGAACGGAGGAGACUGCCAUCUGGGGUCUGCACUCCAGCUUCCCAGGGCACCUCGGUAAGACCCCAGACAAGAACCCCCAAUUCCUGGAAAUGAGAGUUCCACGGAGGAGUCCAUGGAUCACAAGACACUAGAAUUCCCAGAGCCCGAACCCCAAGGGAACCCCAAUCCCUAAAGCCUCUAUCUCCAGCACAUGGAUGGCUUCAAGGCCCUGAGAGGGUCCCACUGUCUGGAGCCCCUGUUUCCAUCUAUAUCCUGGCCACAGGUGCAAGUCACCAAAUCUGAGUCCCCAGAGGACGCCACAGCACCUGGACCAGACUAACAACAUGAGGGUGAACCUGAAGACCCUGGGGGUCCUGGGUGGACCUGGGGCCCUGACCACCAAGGGCAGCUCAUGACUGCCCCUUCACUGCAUGUCCCCCCAACACAGCAUGAUCCCUGCCCCCCACAAUAAAGAUAUUUCUAUGGCU
Messenger RNA from Echinops telfairi (small Madagascar hedgehog), 3583 nucleotides. RefSeq names its product CAP-Gly domain containing linker protein 3 (gene CLIP3). The transcript has 17 exons. Gene Ontology annotation, cellular component: microtubule plus-end; cytoplasm; nucleus. The coding region runs from base 142 to 2100 and encodes 652 amino acids. Gene Ontology annotation, biological process: cytoplasmic microtubule organization. NCBI's taxonomy places the organism in Eukaryota, Metazoa, Chordata, Mammalia, Afrosoricida, Tenrecidae. Gene Ontology annotation, molecular function: microtubule plus-end binding. The record is from RefSeq and is a predicted model, not a curated record.